Messenger RNA from Phytomonas sp. Hart1, 915 nucleotides. The record is from the annotation of a GenBank genome assembly. Lineage: Eukaryota; Euglenozoa; Kinetoplastea; Trypanosomatida; Trypanosomatidae.
AUGCACAGGGCGCACUACGCGCUCUGGGAGCGAUGCCAGAAGUUCGUCCACGACGUCUGCUUGGACCGAGGCCCCUCCCACGGCUACACCCACAUGAACCGCGUCACCGAACAGGCGAUUUUGCUUUACCACCUGAACGCCGAUUCGCGCGAGGCGAACCCCGAAUCGACCUUUGAUUUGUACGCGAUUAUUCUGGUCGCCAUGCUGCACGACGUGGCGGACCACAAGUACGACUCGGACGGUGUUCUGGCCCUACGUUUGCUCGACUUCGUCACCGACGAGGUCGCGCAGUGGAUUCAGCUCGCCCACGACCCGCUAGGCUUCCUACUCGCCUCCAACGCCCAGCCCCUGGGGGUCCUCCAAGCCGUCCUAACGAACCCCGCGAGGAUCUUCGCCGAGGACGAUGCGGCGAUGCUCCGCCAGCAGAGCCUGAGCGACCUGCUGGAGACCAUCUUCAGCACCAUCAAGGCCGUCUCCUACUCCGUGGAAAAUAAGAAAGGGAUGGGGUGGUUUAAGAAGGUCCUGCCGCCCCGCUGGCUGGCGAUUCGAAACGUCGUCAGCGAUGCCGACAAGCUCGACGCGCUCGGGGAGGACGGGUUGAUGCGGUCCUACGCGUAUGUCUGCGAAACGUACCAGGAAAAAUGCUUCACGCGGCCCUCGAAUUCCCCCGGGGAGAAGCCAAUCAGCCCGGAGAAGAAGGCCGCGAUCAUGCGGCUUUUUUUCGACGAGGUGCGCACCCACUUCCGGGAUAAGUUGUCCCGCCUCCCGUCGCUUUUUAUCGUGACCUCGGCGGGGAAAUUCCUCGCGACCUCGCGCUACGAAGCGAUGGUCACGGUCUUGGAGGACUGGGAGCUAAACGGGCCACCCCCGAUCGAGCUGUAUUGGCCAACGGUCGACCUGGAUUGGGUGGAUUAG